Molecule: messenger RNA, 4011 nt
Organism: Zasmidium cellare ATCC 36951
Lineage: Eukaryota; Fungi; Ascomycota; Dothideomycetes; Mycosphaerellales; Mycosphaerellaceae
Exons: 2
Coding region: 1-4011 (1336 amino acids)
Source: RefSeq, a predicted model, not a curated record
AUGUCCGUCAGCCACCUCGACCAGAUCAAAAGCCGAUACGGCUUCAAGGAAUUGAAAGUCGCCACCUGGAAAGACCCCAAGUUGAGCGUGCAUCCCUUUCGAGGAGGACCGAAGCCGGCUUCUGUUUCGCCGGAGAGUGUUUCGAGGGCUUUUGCGCCGACGUAUAAGGUCCGGAUUGCGAGACCGCCACCGCCGCCUGAGCCGACGGAUGAUGAGGACUCGGGGGAGGAUGAGCAUGAUGGGGGAGAUGUGGGAGGGGUGGAGGCGAAGGGAGAGGCUCCAGUGGACUCACCUCUUGAAUCUGGGGAUGCCCCCCCUGAGGCAGAGCCAGCGCCUGUGGUAGAGGAAGCAGCACCUUCUGCCCCUGAUGUUGAAUCAGAAGCUCCGGCGCCAUCGGCAGAAUCUCCAGUCAAAGAGGAAGCACCGCCUGAAGCAGAUUCAGCCCCUGAAGCGGCCCCGGUCGACGAAACUCCUCCAGCUGAUGCAUCGCCCGAAGCAGCGAGCGAACAAAAAGCACCUGAAGCUGAACCAGAACAGGCUGAUGGAGCAGCUGAACCGGCAGCGGAGCCAGAGAAAAGUCUACCUAAGUCAGAUGAACCUGCGGCAGAAGAGCCAGUGCCACCACCUCCAGCACCUGAGCCUCCGCAAGCAGAACCACACGACGAAGACAUUGUCGAAGUGAUCGAAGGCCCACUGGAUGACGAACCCAUAGUAGAUGUCGCUCACGAUGCACCACCGCCACUGCCGCUCGCCGAAGACGCCUUCCUCGACAUCCCUCCAUCAGCCCCUGAACCACCAUCAGACAACGCCGAGAAUGUGAUAGAAGUCGAGAUCCCUCCGGAAGCAGGCGAGAAGAGUCCCAAAAUCGUGCAGUUCGCGCCUGGCACUCCAGAGCCCAAGCCAACGCAUCGGAAGAAGAAGAGUGCGAAAGGCACGAAGACAAAGAAGAAGAAGACGUUCAUUCCGAUCGAUGAGGGAGACUUACCGCCGGAGAUUGCCGCUGCUCUCGACGCGCCUCCACUGCAGCCUAUUGAAGAGCCUGCAGCACCUGAGGCUGUAGUGGUGGACGAAUCUGCUCCAGCACCUGCUGAACCAGAAGCUGGGCCAGUGGAAGAAGCGACGCCUGAGAUCGUUGCCGGUGAGCCUGAAGUCUCAGCGGAGAGUGUUCCAGAUGCUCCGGAGGCCAAGGAUAAACCAGCAACUGAAGCUGUGGAAGACCAGUCUAUAGAGCCUGCUGAUGUCCCAUCAGAAGAGCCCCCAGCCGAGCCACUUGCCGUCGAAGUCAUCAACGAAGAGCCACCACCUGCUGAAGAUGAGCCCGCUGUGGAAGAAAAGCCAAAGAAGAAAAAGAGGAGUUCGAAGAAAUCUUCCAAGGAGAGUUCUCGAACUCGAGAAGAGCCAGCACCCGUGGUCGUUGUCGAAGAGCCACCAGCGCCUAUCGAGGAAGCACCCAAAUCCAAGUCCAAGGACGAGAAGAAAAAGAAGUCUUCAAAGAGCAAACCCAAAGAAAGCGAAAUGCCUCCAAUGCCAAUCAUCCCAGCCGGUCUUGGGAUCGACUUCAGUGACUUACCGCCGCCGCCGCCUCCAGGACUGGAUCUCCCACCAGAACUCGUACUAGACCUCCCUCCACCACCACCACCAGCAGUCGACACACCAGAAGAGCAGCCCGAAGCGACAACAGAAGACACCACAAAGCAAGAUGACGCAGCGCUCGCAGCGGCAGAACCACCUGUCAACGUGGAUGCAGAUGCGGAUGCAGCGAGCCAACACGAUCCGUCAGCAGACGCGCAGCCGGUCCUCGCCGAUUCGGUGGCCGAUGCCCCGGUCGAACUCAAUGGUGCAGGUGCUGAGGGAGAUAUUAGCGAUGCGGCUGCCCCUGAUGGUGAAGCUCUUUCUGAAGCUGUUCCUGCCCCUGAGAGCGCUGAGAAGGCCGUCGUGGAUGUAGAGCCUGCUGUUGCUGGCGAGGAGUCACGUGACGUUGAGGAGGAUAUGAAGGAGGAGCACGUUGAAGAGGUGGGAGGACAUGAUGAGCUUGAUGAUGGGGAAUUCGAUGACGAUGGCGUUUCGGAGGCGCCGGAUAGUGCUGUUGAAAUGGAAGAUGUGAAGGAUAUCGAAGAAGUGGUGUUGGAAGACUUGCCGGCGGACGAACCUGAUCGGGACGGAGAGGAAGGCGAAGCUGAAGAGGCCAAGGAGGCCACAGGCGAUGCACCUACGGAGAUUGAUGGACAGUCCAAAGAGCCAACAGAGGAGGUUGGUGAAGCGUGGGCGCCCAUCGAAGACGACAUCCCUCCCGAAGAUGAAUCUGCUGAUCUCGACGCGGCUGACGCGGAUGAGGACGAGCUGACCCCAGAAGACUCCAUCAGCCAAGCCGCCAUCCCGGACGCCGUCAGUGAAGUGAUCGAAGAAGGGUCGAAACCAGAAGAGCCGAAAAGUGCUCCCGAGGCUGCAGAAACCAAAGCUGAGGCCUCGCUCGAGGCGGCUAGCGACGAGGCUGAAACGCCUGCAGAGGAACCGUCGCCUGCGGAAGCUGAAGCUGCUGUUGCUGAAGCCACAGAGGCCGCAAUCGAAGAGACGGCAGCUCCAAAUGAACCAGAAGAUUCAUCUGCUCCAGGAGGUGAAGAUAGUUCGAAGGACGGCGAAGCUGAGCCUGAAGCUGCAAAGGAGGCACCAGCAACGGAACCAGCUGUUGCAGAUGCCGAAGAAGCUGAGAAAGCAGUAGAUGAAGGCCCUUCCAAAGACGCCGCGCCAGAUGCCCCUGCAGAACCUGAGCCAGCGAAGGAAGAGGCGGUCAUCGAGGAGGCUGCUCCUGAACCGGUCGAGGCAGCUCCCGAAUCAGCGGAGUCAGCGCCAGAGCCUGCAGUCGCCGAAGCUCAGCCUGUUGAAGAGACAAAAGAAGUUGUUGAGGAGGCUGUAGCCGACGCAGGUGACGAACCUGCUGCAGGGGAGCCGCCAGCCGCCGAGCCCGUGGAAGAAACGGCGCCUGCGGUGGAAGAACCCGAAGCCGUUACUGACGCUCCAGCACCGGUGCCAGAUCUCGUGGAGGAGCCAGCAGCAGUCCCUGAAGCAGCCCCGGAAGUAGCCCCGGAAGCACCUGCAGAGGCUAUAGAGGAAGCAGAGAAGGCCAUAACUGAGGAGGUGUCUCUCGGUGCAGGCGAAGAACCAGACGCUAUCCCAGAACCACCACCAUCUCCACACCUCAGCAAAGGCAGCGGGAGCAAAGGCCAUUGGGAGAGGUCGCACAAGAAGCGUAGCUCGGGUGAUUCGAAGAAGUCUUCUGACAAGUCGCGGUCUGCCAAGAGGAGUUCCCGCGAGAAGGACGAGAUUCGCGCUCGCGAGCGAGGGCACAAACCGGCACGUGUUUCGUUGACCGCAGACGAGCUUGCGAGACGUCACAAGAGAAGUGAGGAACGCAAAGCGGCCGAACGGGCUCGAAUCGCGGAGGAAGAACGACUCCUGGCCGAAGAAGCGGAGUUACGACGAAUUCGCCACGAAGCUCGGCGAGCAGCAAGGAAGGCUGCAGCAGAGGAGGCCACUCGAUUGGCGAAGGAAGAAGCAGAGGCUGUUGCUCGAAAGGAGGCUGAGAAACGAAGACGCCGCCGGGAAGAGCGUCCGUCGUCCAGACGAGACAGCAAGUCAUCUUCUUCCAUCCCCAAGGUACUCGGCUUCUCGCUGGGAGACUCGAUCAAAUCCAACAGCGUGCGAGCGAGCAACUACAGCAGCUCCAAGCCAUCGAGCCGAGAGAGCAGGGCCAUCAGAGAAGAACGUCCGGUCCGCGAAGAGGAACCCGAAGCCGGACCAUCUUCCAGCGCCCACGGCGGCAGUCGAGAAGAAGGGAGUUCCUCGCAUCAUCGUAGGAGACGACAUCAUCGAUCGGAAGCGGAGCGACCGUCUGAAGGCAGAAGGAGGGACAGCCAUCGUGACAAGGGCGAGAGGAGGAGCAGCAAGAGGUCUUCUACGCAGCCGGAGUCGCGGCCCAAAUCGUUUUUUGGGUCGUUGUUGAAGGGAUUUUGA